Molecule: messenger RNA, 3444 nt
Organism: Medicago truncatula (barrel medic)
Lineage: Eukaryota; Viridiplantae; Streptophyta; Magnoliopsida; Fabales; Fabaceae
Product: protein unc-13 homolog
Exons: 5
Coding region: 1-3444 (1147 amino acids)
Source: RefSeq, a predicted model, not a curated record
AUGGGUCUAUACAACCGCCGCCGUCACGACUCGUCCCCCGGCCCUUUCCCUCCAACCAUCUCCCUCCCUCCUCCCUUCAACCACCACAAUCACAACCGCCAUGAAUCCUCUCCCUUCCUCUCCAUCUCCCCACCACCACAACCACCUUCCCCAGACUGCUUCACCAGCACAAACACCACCACCACCACCAAAAAAAACAACAUCAACCGCCGUGAAUCAUUGCCACCUUCUUUCCCACCAAUCUCCCCUCCCUCAACAGCCACUCAUUCCCGCCGCGACUCGUAUCCGGGUCCCUUCCCUUCAUUCCCAUCACCUACCUCCUCUCAUUCUGAACACCCUCCCUUACCUCUCUACCAUGCACGACGUGAAUCAUGUCCAGGUCCAUUUCCUUUCCCCGUUUCGCCUCGUCUCGAAGCAACGGAUCAGACUCUUCUUCCUUCAACAUCUUCUUCUUGUCUCAAUCUCAUCAAACGCAGACUUGAUAUCCGCAACAACGAUAAUAAUGGCCUUAUAUGGCCGUUUGGUGAUAUUGACGUGCUUGAUGACGAUGAUAUACGAGAAACUGCAUACGAGAUUUUCUUCACUGCAUGUCGAUCUGCCCCCGGUUUCGGUGGCCGGAGUGCACUCACGUUUUAUUCAAAAAACGAAGGUGGUGGAUCCGGAGGGACGAGUCCGGGUCCGGGUGGUCCGGUGUUACAGACUAGUAGGGUGAAAAGAGCGCUUGGUUUGAAGAUGUUAAAGACCUCUUUGUCUCAGAGAAUGGUGUCGAGAGGCAGUUGGAAAAUGCCGAUGUCCACGCCUUCUUCUCCGGUGGCUGAAGGUAGUCCGCGGUCAAGGGUUGUGCCGCGGAGGGUAAUGACUAUGGCGGAAGUUAUGAGGAUGCAAAUGGGCGUGUCUGAACAGAGUGAUGGCCGGUUAAGGAAAACCCUCAUGAGGACCCUUGUUGGUCAACUUGGCCGGCAAGCAGAAACUAUCAUCCUCCCACUGGAGCUUCUUCGACACCUCAAACCAUCAGAAUUCAGUAAUCCUCAUGAAUACCAUUUGUGGCAAAAGCGGCAGCUCAAGAUCCUUGAAACAGGGCUUCUCAUACACCCUUCAAUCCCGGUAGAAAAGACCAACACAUUUGCCAAGAAUCUCAAGGACAUAAUCCGUAGUGGCGAACUCAAACCAAUAGACACGAGCAAAAACUCAGAAACAAUGAGAACCUUUAGCAAUUCUGUGGUUUCCUUAUCGAUGAGAAGUCCGGAUGGUGUUCCCACCAAUGUUUGCCAUUGGGCUAAUGGAUUUCCUGUCAAUAUUCACCUCUACAUUUCCCUUCUUCAAUCCAUUUUCGAUCUUGAUGAUGAAACAUCAGUCCUUGACGAAAUCGACGAGUUGCUUGAGCUCAUGAAGAAAACUUGGUCGACGCUAGGGAUCAAUAGGCCAAUUCACAAUUUGUGUUUCACUUGGAUUCUGUUUCAACAAUAUGUAGCAAGUGAACAGAGCGAACCUGACCUUCUUUGUGCCUCACAUGCUAUGUUGAAUGAAGUGGCGAGCGAUGUAAAAAAAGAAAAGGAGUCUUUGUAUGUUAAGAUGUUGACAUCUGUACUCGGUUCAAUGCAGGGUUGGGCCGAGAAGAGGUUGCUUGCCUACCACGAAUAUUUCAAGGGAGAGAAUGUUGCACAAAUUGAAAACCUUCUUCCUGUGCUGUUGUUGGCAUCAAAAGUUUUAGAAGAUGUUUCAAUAUCUGACGGAGAAUGGCAAGGGAAAGGAGAUAAAACUAUAGAAGAUUCCUCUAAGGACCAUAUUGAUGAUUAUGUUCGAUCAUCGUUGAAAAAUGCAUUUGAAAUGAUAAUAGAAGCCGAAAAUGCAAAAACAGCUGAUUCUGAAACAAAGAAAGACAUAAGUGAAUUUAUGCUUCAUUUAGCUCAAGAGGCAGAAGAUUUGGCUUCGAAAGAGCGACAAAAUUACAGUCCAAUAUUAAAGAAAUGGAAUGCGAUAGCGGCUGCGCUUGCGGCAUUGACACUGAACAACUGCUACGGACAUGUUCUAAAGCAGUAUCUUAGUGAAAUAAAAUCAAUAACAGUGGAGUUAAUUAUAGUACUGCAGAAGGCUAAAAGGUUAGAAGAUAUAUUGGUUCAAAUGAUUGUUGAAGAAUCCGCCGAUUGCGAUGAUGGUGGCAAAACAGUAGUAAGACAGAUGGUUCCUUUUGAAGUUGAUUCAACCGUAUUGAACCUAAUGAGAAAAUGGAUCGGUGAAUCGCUGCAAAGAGGGAAUGAUUGUUUACAGAGAGCAAAAGAAACUGAAACAUGGAAUCCAAAGUCUAAAUCGGAGCCGUAUGCGAAAUCAGUGGUGGAGCUGAUGAAUUUGGCGAAGAAAAUUGUGCAAGAGUUCUUUCAAAUUCCGGUUGCAAUAACUGAGGAUUUAGUUCAAGAACUUGUUGAUGGAUUGCACAAAAUCUUCAGAGAGUACACCAUGUUUAUUGCAACAUGUGGUUUGAAAGAAAACUACAUUCCUUCUCUUCCUCCACUGACAAGGUGCAACAGAAAUUCAAAGUUCCACAAGCUAUGGAAGAUAGCUAGUCCUUGCAAUGUAAGUUGCGAAGAUCCACACAUGUAUGGAAUAUAUGAAGCGAAUCACCCUCAUUCAUGCACUAGCCGAGGAACACAACGCCUCUACAUUCGUCUCAACACCUUACAUUAUCUCCUUUCUCACAUCUCAAUACUCGACAAAUCGCUCACACUCACCCAAGGAGUGGUACCUUGCGACCGCGGCCGCAGAUCCACAAACACCCAAAACACACAAGGAAAAACCACUUCAUACUUUGAAACAGUUGAAAACUCCAUCAUAGCAGCCUGCAAGCACGUCUCCGAAGUGGCUUCCCACCGUCUCAUUUUCUUCGACUCCAACUCUUUUUUCUAUGAAAGCCUCUAUGCCGGGGACGUAGCGAAUGCUCGGAUCAACAACGCUUUGAUAAUCCUCAAACAUAAUAUCAAACUAAUGUCAGCAAUUCUUACGGAGAGAGCUCAACCAUUGUUAAUAAAGGAAAUCAUGAAAACGUGCAAUGACGCGUUUCUUUUGGUUUUGCUUGCUGGUGGAACAACAAGAAUGUUUAAUGAGUCAGAUCAUGUGAGUAUUCAAGAGGAUUUUCAGUGCUUGAAGCAAGAAUUUUAUAGAUGCGGUGAAGAGUUGAUAGCAGAAAGUGUUGUGGAUAAGGAAGGUGAGGUAGUGGAAGGUGUUAUAGGAUUAAUGGGAACAAGUACCGAAGAAUUGUUGGAAAAUUUAAGUAAUUUAUCAAGUGAGAAUGGUGUGAAUGAAAAUGGAACGAAGUUGCCAAUGCCACCAACUACAGGAAAAUGGAAUCGGACCGACCCUAAUACAAUUUUGAGGGUAUUGUGUUAUAGAAAUGAUAGAGUUGCUAAUCAUUUCCUAAAAAGGACUUACCAAAUAGCCAAGAGGAGAUAG